This is a messenger RNA of Benincasa hispida (wax gourd), 2100 nucleotides long. It is a transcript of the gene SLD2, whose product is annotated as Fatty acid/sphingolipid desaturase. Gene Ontology annotation, cellular component: membrane. NCBI's taxonomy places the organism in Eukaryota, Viridiplantae, Streptophyta, Magnoliopsida, Cucurbitales, Cucurbitaceae. The record is from RefSeq and is a predicted model, not a curated record. Gene Ontology annotation, molecular function: oxidoreductase activity, acting on paired donors, with oxidation of a pair of donors resulting in the reduction of molecular oxygen to two molecules of water. Gene Ontology annotation, biological process: lipid metabolic process.
CGCGGGUGAGGUUAAGACGGAGGGAAACCGAUUUGAGAUGCGGGGGAAACGCCCCUAAGGCCUAAGCCCAGGUUUAGUUUUGUACCGUGUACUUCGCUGUUAACAAUCACGACCUCUUAUUAUUCUCUGUUCAUUCGUUUGAAUCCGUUUCUUUAUUUUCUAUAUUAAAACCUCCAAAAUGCAACCUGCAAUUCAGAAAGAGGGGUUCACACUGUUUUAGAUUCUGAACCGAUCGAACCCAAUUUCCCCUCUCUUCUCUCCAAAUAGAGGGUUGCAUUUUCCCAAGCAACCCCACAACAAAAAAAGAAAAGGGAAGAAACUGCUUCAUAUAGCUUUGAUUUUCAUCUGGGUUUCCCUUUUUUUCUUCCUUUGAUCCCUUUUUGUUGUUAUCCCCUUACCCCCAUUACCGAUUUUUGAAGGUCCGGUUUCGAUAUGGAGGUGGAGAAGAAGUACAUUACCUCUGAGGAGCUUCUCAAGCACAACAAACCAGGAGAUCUAUGGAUCUCUAUUCAGGGUAAGGUUUAUAAUGUCACAGAAUGGGCUAAAGAACAUCCUGGUGGUGAUACGCCUUUUCUCAAUUUAGCGGGUCAUGAUGUUACCGAUGCAUUCAUCGCUUAUCAUCCUGGCACCGCUUGGGCGUAUUUAGACCGCUUGUUCACUGGAUUUUAUCUCAAGGAUUUUCAGGUCUCGGAGGUUUCUAAGGACUACAGACGGCUUGCUUCUGAAUUUUCUAAACAAGGUUUGUUUGAGAAGAAGGGGCAUGUUACUAUGUAUUCUUUGAUUUCUGUUGCUGUGAUGAUGUUUCUUGUGGUUUAUGGGGUUUUGAAAUCUGAGAGUGUUUUGGUUCAUUUGGUUUGUGCUUUGAUUUUGGGUAUGCUUUGGAUCCAAAGUGCUUAUGUGGGUCAUGAUUCUGGACAUUCUAAUGUAAUGUCAAGCCGUGGAUUUAACAAAUUGGCUCAAAUUUUGUCUGGGAAUUGCUUGACGGGGAUUAGUAUAGCCUGGUGGAAAUGGACUCAUAAUGCUCAUCAUAUCUCUUGCAAUAGCCUUGACCAUGAUCCAGAUCUUCAACACAUCCCAGUUUUUGCUGUUUCUGCUAAAUUCUUCCGGUCUUUGACAUCUCAUUUUUAUGGUAGGAAGUUGAAGUUUGAUGGCUUGGCUAGAUUCUUCGUUAGUUACCAGCAUUUCACAUUUUACCCUGUGAUGUGUGUGGCUAGAGUGAAUCUCUUUGUGCAGACAUUGUUGCUCUUGUUUUCCACUAGGAAAGUCCCUGAUAGAGCAUUGAACAUAAUGGGGAUUUUUGUGUUUUGGACAUGGUUUCCUCUUCUGGUUUCCUAUCUCCCUAAUUGGUCUGAGAGGGUCAUGUUUGUUCUUGCAAGUUUCGCUGUAUGUUCUCUUCAGCACAUCCAAUUUUGUCUCAACCAUUUCUCGGCUAAUGUUUAUGUUGGGAAGCCCACUGGGAAUGAUUGGUUUGAGAAGCAAACAAGUGGGACUUUGGAUAUCUCUUGUUCUACUUGGAUGGACUGGUUUUUUGGUGGAUUGCAGUUUCAGCUAGAGCAUCAUUUGUUUCCAAGGAUGCCCAGAUGCCAGUUGAGGAAAAUCUCUCCAAUUGUAGUGGAACUUUGCAAGAAACACAAUCUUCCUUACAGAAGUUUGUCAUUUUGGGAUGCUAAUGUUCGCACCAUAAAAACUCUUAGAACAGCUGCUUUGCAGGCUAGAGAUUUGACCAACCCUGUUCCUAAGAACUUGCUUUGGGAAGCUGUGAACACCCAUGGAUGAAGAUGAAGAUGAAGAUGAAGUUGAAGAUGAGGUCAGAUCUUUCAUAGUUCUUAUCUAGACUUCUCGAGCAUGGUAGCAAGUUCUUCUUUUGAUUUUUUUUUUCUCUAGUUUGUUUUAUUUUUGGUGGGCUUACUGUUAUUUUUCAUAUUUUGGGCCUCUUAGGAUAUGUCUGAAAUGCUCUAAACACUAUAUUUUGCUUCCUCUUGUUGGUUCUUUUAUUUGAUUAUUACAAAGUUGCUUUGAAUUCUCUCUGCUGAAACUUCUGAAUUGAUGAAAAAUGCUAUAUAAAAUCCAACCCAAUCCCAUGGUCUGGGUUUCUUUGAA